Messenger RNA from Coniophora puteana RWD-64-598 SS2, 969 nucleotides. RefSeq lists its product as uncharacterized. The transcript has 6 exons. Lineage: Eukaryota; Fungi; Basidiomycota; Agaricomycetes; Boletales; Coniophoraceae. The coding region runs from base 1 to 969 and encodes 322 amino acids. The record is from RefSeq and is a predicted model, not a curated record.
AUGGGAUAUCAGUUCAACUGGGCGUUGUUCGGCGUGUUGACGACUCAAGUCUACCUCUAUCAAACGUCAUCGUUCCAGGACGGCUGGGCACUCCACCUUGUCGUCUGGUUCUCUUAUCUGCUUGAAUGCUUCCAAAUCGCCAUGGCCACGCACGAUUCCUACAAGCAGCUCGCUGUUUCGUGGGGGCAACCGGCUCUCCUCCACAAUGGCUGGUUCGUGUGGCUGACCAUGCCUAUAUGCACCGCUAUCACGAGCCUGAUAGCGCAGUGCUUCUAUGCAUGGCGAAUAUACAUCCUCAGCGACUCGAGUGUCUUGACGGGAGCCAUUGUUCUGCUUUCGUUCAUGCAAUCAGGCGCUGGCUUGGCUAGCGGUAUCGAGUCCGCAUUGCUCGACGGCAAGGAUACGUCCAAUAUCACGACCAACACGUCCACGGUCGUCACCGUCUGGCUCACCGGCACGGCCGCGUGCGAUAUCCUCAUUUUCACGGCCAUGGCGUACUGCCUCUCGCGCAGCCGCACCGGGUUCAAAGGCACCGACAAGCUCUUGAACAAAAUCAUUCUCCUCGUGAUCGAAACCGGCCUGGCGACCGCCGUCGUCGCCGUCAUCGAGCUUGCGCUGUUUGUUGGCAUCCCGGACCGCCAUUACUACGUCGUACCCGCGCUCAUGCUCUCGAAGCUGUACACGAACUCGCUGCUCGUGAUCCUGAACAACCGUCCUCGGAGAAAGUGCGCGGACUGCUCGAAUGUGCACUCGAGCCAGUUCUCGCCGGGCACGUUUAGUCCCGGCGCGUUUGGGGUGCGGAGCACGAUGAUGGAUACGAUGGGUUCCAUACAGGUUAGCGUGGAUCGGGAGACGUAUGGGGAUCAGCUGGCGAUGAUAAGUUUGAAUGGGAAGGAAGACACGCACACUCGGGACAAGAUGUCGACGCGCGCGUCGACACGAUCGCGCCCCACCGAGGAUGAUGUGUAG